Molecule: messenger RNA, 6774 nt
Organism: Felis catus (domestic cat)
Lineage: Eukaryota; Metazoa; Chordata; Mammalia; Carnivora; Felidae
Gene: TAL1
Product: TAL bHLH transcription factor 1, erythroid differentiation factor
Exons: 6
Coding region: 2714-3700 (328 amino acids)
Biological process (GO): regulation of transcription by RNA polymerase II
Molecular function (GO): protein dimerization activity; RNA polymerase II cis-regulatory region sequence-specific DNA binding; DNA-binding transcription factor activity, RNA polymerase II-specific
Source: RefSeq, a predicted model, not a curated record
UUCGCGGGUACCUCGGCCGGGGUCUGCGGGAGAGGCCUGGAAAAGACAAUGGGCGCAUUCUCCAGGUUUCGCGCCUUGGGUGGGGACCCUCGGGAUAAUCUCCAAAGAACACUUUCCUAUCCCCUCCCCGGGUGAGCGACAUUGCCGCGUGGGUCAGGUACACGUCGCGUCGGUGACCCCGGCCAGGCUUUGUGGAGGGAUGGGGUUAGUGCUGCCCUCGCUGCGAAAAAAUGGAUUUUGUUUUGCCAGUUAUUAUGGUUACUGAUGUCGUCGCCAUCAUCCUCAUCCUCAUCCUCAUCAUCAUCCUUUUUAAUUAAAGUAAUCGUUCAGAAGCGAAGCGGCUUGUCCCUUUUAGCUUCUUUGGAGCGAUAACAAAGCAGCGCCGUUUCCCGCCCCCCCCCCCCCCCCGCUCUAUUUUUUUAAGUUGCUGAGCUUGGGGUUGGGAGAGAAAAUGGAGAGAGGGACGGACACACAGACUGUCAUAAAGCAAAAAUUAACCCAACCUAAGAUACGGGAAUGAGUGAAUUCUCCCUUCUUCCCACCCCUCCCCCCAUUUCGAUUAGAAGAGGAGAAAGAAAAUCUCCCGCAUUGGACUGAAACUGCAGGGAAGAAUUAUUCCUGUAUUUCUACCAAAGCUGGGGUAAAAAAAGAGUCCUUUGGAAUUAAUCCAAGGCUUCGAUGUGUAAUCAUAAACUGGACAAUUUAGGCAAAACAAAUUAAAACCCUUCGGAGGAAAAAAAAAAAGCAGCCUAAAUCUCACUACACUAUACCCUGGGAAGCAGUAUUGGAUUUGUGUUUAUCCUUCCUCCCUUUGCCUUGUUUAUUGCUGCAAGGAAUUACUAGAAUUCUCCUUUACUCUGCUAGUCUGAACGCUGAAAAAUUGAAAAUCAUUGUGUGGGGAUGGUUGAAAGGAAGACGGGGGCUGCCUGUGUCUCUUUCUUUCUUUCUUUCUUUCUUUCUUUCUUUCUUUCUUUCUUUCUCAAUAGGAAGAAAAGAGGGGACCUAGAUAGAUCAAGAUAUCUCUCCCUCCCCUCCCCCAUCCUCUUGGAUCAGUGCUGUUCUGACUCCAUUUCUCUGAGAAAGUAGCUUUUGGAAUUGGGUCCUGGUUUCGCUUUGGGCUAGAGGUGGAUAUGGAGAGAAUGGAGGCCUUGGAGGUUCUGCCCCACAGAUCAGGGUCUGAAGACUGGAAUCCCCUUUUCCAACACACAUUUCCCACCCACCCGUGCUAGGCGUUGUGGCUGCUGCUUGGGCCUGACCCGGGUUCCCAAGCCAGCCAACCGCAUAGACACGUCAGUGCUUAGAAAACAAACUCAGCUGGCCGCACUGAACCAGACAUCCCGGUUGGAGGGCCCGAAAAUGUUCUGGCAGUCUGUGGAGAGCUCGUUUUUUUGUUGUUGUUGGAACUGCCCAGGACCACACCGUGGCCUAACUGCUGGUCUCUCAGCGAGAGAGGGGGAAAGCAAAGACCCCAGUCCACAACUUGGACCUUGGCUCCCGCCCCUCUCCGGCGGAGUGGAGAUCCUAUUCAGAGGGGCCUGUCUCUCUAAAUAUGCCCCAGUCCUGGGUAAAAACACCUAGCUGGACUUAGCCCCCCAGGCCGCUCCCAUCAGUCCUGGUCCUGUGCUUGCUUCACAAGGCUCCUAACUCUGGGGCAGCUAUUUCUGGGUGGUGCAGGCUGCGUGUGCCUGGGCCGCUGGCAGGAAGAAGGCCCAGCCAUCCUGGCUAGUGCAGUCCCAACUCCGGUGGGCCUUGACCGGGGCCUGAGGCCUAGAGCGGAGCGCCGCUGGAACACUCCUCCACUCUGGUAGUAGCAGGGAAUAUGGUUCUGUUCUCGCGAAUGCAGCGCAGGCUUGGGGCUCCCCGGGGGGUUCGUUCGGGUGUGGGUGCAAUAUGAAGGGCAGGAAGCUAGCUCUUACCCCAGGUACCAGCGGAGGCUGUUUUCACAUGAGAAAUUUUCCCUGCCCGGAAUUGGGAGCUGCGGAGACCCCGUUGCUGCCCCCCAGGAGCUCCUGGGAUCCCUGCCUUGUUCAGACUCGAACGGAAACGUUGCGGCCAUCUGGCAACAGGAGAUGAGGAUCCGGUGUUGGGGGCUGCGAGCUGGUUCUGGGCCGCACAAAGACAGAGGAGUUGUAAUGGUCAAAAUAGUCUAGUGCGAUUCUGUUCAAAAGCUUCUCCCCAUUCCUUUGUCUUCCCCAAAUAAAAACAAAUGAACAAAGUAAAAAUCACUCGGGCUUUCCUUUCAGUAAUCUUAACCAAAGCCAAGUGAUUGGGGUUAGUCUCCUACAACCAGCGGUGCUUAUGAGUCUGCUGUUGGCUUCUUCUGGAGCAUGGACCCUUGGCAUGGGUGAUCCUGGUUGCAGAACAGCCUGCCGGGUUUUUCUAAGGUCCAGGGAUGGGCGGGGAGAGGUCGGCCACAGACCCUGGGGGCCAAUCAAAGGUUUCUCACGGGGAGCCUCCGAGAUACAGAUAUUUAUAGGCCUCUGGGGAGGGCAUUUGGGGCCAGAGUCAACUCAUCUGGAAUAUGUGCUCCUCUUGCCCCUUGGGGACCCGCGCCUACAUGAAGCCUCAGAAUUAAUCAGAGGGUAUAAAUGUGUCAUAAGGAGAGCUUGAACUCAGUCUGGUGAUUGCAGUGUGCACCGUUGGUCACUCUGAUUAGAAGCUGGGGCUGAAGCACGUGUCACCGGGCACACAACGGUGUGUGGGGACAGUAAGGAUGACGGAGCGGCCGCCGAGCGAGGCGGCCCGCAGUGACCCCCCGCUAGAGGGACGGGACGCGGCCGAGGCCCGCAUGGCCCCUCCGCACCUGGUCCUGCUGAACGGCGUCGCCAAGGAGACGAGCCGCGCGGCCCCCGCGGAGCCCCCGGUCAUCGAGCUGGGCGCGCGCGGCGGUCCGGGGGGCGGCCCCGCCGGUGGGGGCGGCGCCGCGCGGGACUUAAAGGGCCGCGACGCGGCGGCGGCGGCCGAAGCGCGCCAUCGGGUGCCCACCACCGAGCUGUGCAGACCUCCGGGGCCCGCGCCCGCCUCGGCCCCCGCGGAGCUGCCCGGCGACGGCCGCAUGGUGCAGCUGAGCCCACCCGCGCUGGCGGCCCCCGCCGCCCCCGGCCGCGCGCUGCUCUACAGCCUCAGCCAGCCGCUGGCCUCGCUCGGCAGUGGGUUCUUUGGGGAGCCAGAUGCCUUCCCUAUGUUCGCCACCAACAACCGAGUGAAGAGGAGGCCCUCCCCUUAUGAGAUGGAGAUUACUGAUGGUCCUCACACCAAAGUCGUGCGACGCAUCUUCACCAACAGCCGAGAAAGAUGGCGGCAGCAGAAUGUGAACGGGGCCUUUGCUGAGCUCCGCAAGCUGAUCCCCACACAUCCCCCAGACAAGAAGCUCAGCAAGAAUGAGAUCCUCCGCUUGGCCAUGAAGUACAUCAACUUCCUGGCCAAGCUGCUCAAUGACCAGGAGGAGGAGGGUACCCAACGGGCCAAGCCUGGCAAGGACCCCGUGGUGGGGGCUGGUGGAGGAGGCGGUGGGGGAGGGGGCGGUGCACCUGCAGACGACCUGCUGCAGGACGUGCUCUCCCCCAACUCCAGCUGUGGCAGCUCUCUGGAUGGGGCCGCCAGCCCGGACAGCUACACAGAAGAGCCGGCACCCAAGCACACGGCCCGCAGCCUCCAUCCUGCCAUGCUGCCAGCCGCUGAUGGAGCAGGUCCUCGGUGAUGGGGCCAGGGCCACUCAGGACCGGCCAGGAGGGCAGCCUCAGGCUGCUGGGACCGUGGGCUUCGGGGCAGGUGGGGUGAGGAUUGGGUAGCUCUGAAGCAGGGCAGUGGACUUGACGAGCCUUCCUUGAUGUCUGAACUUUGGGAAGUCCUAACUGCCCCGGCUGGCUUUCCUGUUUCCUGACUCAGUGGUAGAACAGAAAAAUGGAGCAAAGUGGUAGGUACUUUUUAUGAAGACGGCACGGUCUUCCCCUCCCCCAAAUCCCUAAGACUUUAAAGUAAAGAGCUCAACUGGCACUGCUUUUGGCCUGGAGCUUGGGACCCCCGUCUUUGCUGAGACUUGGGGUUGUCGGCUCUCCCCUGGGGCAUCCAGCAGCCUCUGCCUUGCCUUCAGCACCACCCCCCCACCCCAAGCUGGCUGGAGUGGCUUGUGUGGCCACUCUGUCCAAAUAUGUAGGUACCUGGUAGCUGCCCAUUUCUGGGUGAGCCCCAUCUUCACCCAGGCCCAUGUUGGUCCACCCAGCUUGCCAGCUGCCGCAGAGAGUCACAAGCCUCGAGGUGCCUUCUUCAGGGCCUGGUUGAAGAAGAUGGCCAGUGGACAGCCCGCUCUUGACUAGCUGGGCCAGAGGGUCAGAAAACCCAGUAGCCCUUACUCUUGCCCCAGGAUCAAAGCUCUGUUUUCUCCCCACUGAGACUUGCCUUCCUAAUCCUUGUGGCUGUGGGGACCGAGUCUGUAGCUGGGAGAGUGCCCUGUUGGGCCUCAUGUGAAGGCAGAGAGAGGGAAAGUGAUUAGAAUGAGUUGAGCAAGAGCUGUUUAGGGCUGUGGGUUCACAUCCCGAUGGUGUCUCAGAGCUUCCUGCCUGUAUUCUGAGCUCCCCAUCACUGUUUGUACGGUCAACGAAUGCCAGUGUGCCGAUGGGCAUGUGCUUGUGCUGACAGUGGAUGCACAGCCCCAUCUGUGUGUCCUCGCAGAUGCUCAGAGGGACCUUCUCACCCCCAGGAAGUCUGCUUGCUGAUGGUCUGGUCUGUGUUCUGAACUCAAUUGGGCACAAACCCUGUCCGAUGAAUUUCUGGCAUUUGGGAUUUUUGCUUGACUUCAGUUACUGGUGGGAUCUUUAGGUCUUGAUAGGACCCAGGCGCCAGCCCCCUUCUGGGGCAUGGGAAAUCCAGAGACCAGAGACCAGGCCCUGGCUGAGACCCAGACAUAUGCACAAUCACUUAGCAGAAUCUUCAACACCCCUCGGUUAUACAGCUUUCAGUCACCUAGGGUGUGUAUGGGAGGCUGGCUUACUGCAAUAAGAGUGUCCCCCUCCAAAAGUUGUACAUGAAAGUUUUGUAAAUCAAACCCUUAUCCUUCAUCUUUUAAAGAAUUACUACUGCAAGUCCUUUUGUAAAGUGAAGAAUUUUUUUGUAGAGUGGACCCACUGUCCUGUUGAUCUCUUGUGUCAAUCCACAUGGUGGGACAUGGUUUUCUUAAGGCCAGGCCUGCCUGUGACAUGCAUUCCAACCCCGUGGAACAAACUCCACCCAAGUCCUAUAUACCUGUCAUUGUACCCUCAAGUCACCGCAGCCAUCUCCCACCAGGCUCUGCCUUUGGGGUUAGAGGGAAAACAAUCCCUUGUGGUGAAGGACCUUGAGCACAGCCGAAUGCAGAUGGCAUGAUCCCUGCUCCCUCCCCUCCCUCUUAAGUUGUGGGGUCCAGUUUGUGAGUAAGGGGGGACCAUGGUAACCCUUAUAGUACCAUUCUCCAUCCAUUUAAGACCCCCAACAUCCUAUUUUGGUGAACUUAGGAUUGGUUUCUUUCCAGUACUUGGAAGCUCCUGUGAAGAAUCCCAUCUGUCUAAAGAUGGAGCCCCUGUCCUAGGUCCUAAGACUCUAUUUACCUCCUGGCAGAGUAAUUUGACUUGGGAUUGAAAAGUGGCCACAGUAUGGAUGAGUGGAGAUGAUUUAGGAAAUGAUCACACAUUCUAUCAGGAACUCAAGCUUCUGGCUUCCUCCUCUCUCAGACAAUAUGGAUGUUACCUCUCUCAAUGUCAGUUUCUCAUAAACACCCUGGUUUGGCCUGUCUCCUAGGGCUGUGGUGUAGACUGAGUGGAAUCAUGAAAGUAGCAUUUUGAAACCAGAAAGAACCCUUCUGCCCUCAAUAUCAUUGCUGCAGUGGGGUUUCUCACCCUGAGUGCAGGGCCUGGGCAGUGGGCCAGCCUGCCUGACUGCAUAGCAUUUGAGUAAUCUAGGUUCCAAACCACUUUUGCCUGGAUUAUCCUGAUUGUCCACAUUUCUCCAGAUUGACCUCAUUUUCGUUUCCUUCCAAGGGGAGGCACAGGAGUAAGAAUGGAAAAAGAUACGGGCGGAAUAUGUAAAACGUAAUACAGCUUCCCCAAACUGGCCUGGGUAGGGAAUGGUAAGGCUUCAUGUCUUUGCAAGACCUACAGAAGAUCCAAAAGUUUCAUUUUCAUGUCCAACUGCGCACCCCCCGCCCCACCCAGCAUACCCUUCCUUCUUCCUCUGCCUCACCUGUGAAGAGAUGGCAACAUUCCAAGAAUCAUAUUUCUGCAAAGGGAAGGAAUGUAAAGGAAAAAAAGUGUGGAGAAGAGAGAUGAUUGUAAUGACCGGAGGGAUUCACAUCUUUUCAGGAAAAUUCACAUGCUUUUAUUGGUGGUGGCAACGACAAGAUGGUACAACCUUUAUCCUAUUCCGAAAACAGAACAGAGGGCACAGCAUCUGUAGUCAGCUGACAACUAUCUUGGCCUUUGGGGCUGGUCUGGUCUCGUACUUGUGAUUUCGAUGGUACGUGGCCCCCACCAAAGGCUUGCCCUUGCCCCUGUACAUAGCGCGUUGUCCCUGUGGGCGGGCCCAGCACUUUCCGUCAAUGUUGUACUGUACGUGAUGAGUUGUGUUGGUCUCCGCGUUUUUCUGCAGAAGGGGAGUAACCGCUCCGGGUACCUUGACCUUUGUACAGCCGGGAGGCCAACACUGUGGGCGUGACUCUUUAGCGACAAAACCCUUGUGGUGAUGAUGUGUGUAUAUAUAUAAGGAUAUAUUGGGAAGAUUUCUAAAUAAAAGUUUUACAAAGGG